AUGCGGUUCAAACACCUGUCGGAGAGGGCUCAGUUAGCUCCUUCAAGAUCUCAAUAUAGCAAUUACGAAAGUUAUACUUAUGCAUAUGUAUCCUGGAAGACCACAACCCCUUACGCUAACUACCAAGACGUUUUAACAUCGCCAAGCCGUCAGGGCACUAGACCUGCCACUAGUGUUUUCUUUCUCGGUCUCAAGAAACACCACUCUCUUGGGCGCAACUCAGGUUUUCCUUCGAGUAAUCCUCUUCUCCCCCAGUCAACUUUCAAAGUUGCUUGGUAUAUGAGGAAUCGUGCUACCAGCAUUACUGAGUUUAUGAAGGCGAAUAGGGACAGUGGUAGCCGGCUGCUUUUGUUCGAUGAAACUCUGCUCAAAGACUCCCAAUCUAGUCCCUAUCUCAACGCCCUUUGCCCAGGCCGCCUGAUUUCAAGUUGGUGUGAGAUAGGUCAACGAGAGCUUCCCAUGCAUGUUGUAAUCAAGCCUGCAAACACAAUAGCUCUUCCCGACCUAUUCAGCGACGAAUACGACCAUCUUAAGGCGUCUAGACCGAGAGGGGUGCUUGGCCCAUUCCAUAAACGAUUUGAUGGAAGCGUCAGCGAACAUCAGACCGCCCUCCUACUUCCCUGUCGUCAAAACGCAAAUAUUAGUGGCUAUGGGAAUCCUCUGCUACCUACCUUCAAACUUACCCUGACAACGAUUCUUCCUCACGUCAUCUAUACUCCCACCGCUGACCACUUGAUUACACCAUUUCUUCCACACAACAUGCUUCCAUUCCUUUUUUGGAAGUCAGCCAAACCAGCCAAGAUUACCACUGCUGCAGUUCCAGGCAGACCCCUAACGAAGCCAACACGGCAGCUAGUGAUUCUAGCCACAAUCACUUUAACAUCCAUUCACUUGUCUACCAUAGCUUCUUCUUGUUCUUCUAAUAGCUCCACUGUCAAGGUCGACGACGCGAAACCUGUAAGAAGUGGUCCAUCGGACAUCAACCGUUCCAACCGAACCCCAACCAACUACUUGUUUAAUCUCAACAAUAACGAAGACAAAUCUGCCGUAAAAGUUACCAACCACAAGUUCCUGAGCGCCGCAAAGCCGCCUUACGAACGCCAUUGCUUUGUGAAAACACCUCUAACAACACCGCCGGUUCAAGAGUAUGCCCGCCAUCUAGAACUUGAGGAAAUGAAGGAUGAGUAUGGGACUCAGCUUCAGAAGAUGUUUUAUGAGCAAGUGAAAAAGAAGAUUAAGAAGGAGUUGGGCGGCCGGGGGAAUAAGGAUAAGACGCGGAAGGCUACGGGCAUACCUGAUACAGAAUACAUGGAUGUUUUCGAUGGCGCUGCUGCGCGUAGCCCCAUAUCUCCUAGUGCUGCUGACUCUGUUGUUACUGUUUCCAGGCCUAAACGUCUACCUCCCGCUCCACCAACCGCAGACUACAAUUGCACCACUGGCUCUCCCUUGCGCUAG
Messenger RNA from Lindgomyces ingoldianus, 1455 nucleotides. RefSeq lists its product as uncharacterized. The record is from RefSeq and is a predicted model, not a curated record. NCBI's taxonomy places the organism in Eukaryota, Fungi, Ascomycota, Dothideomycetes, Pleosporales, Lindgomycetaceae. The coding region runs from base 1 to 1455 and encodes 484 amino acids. The transcript is spliced from 14 exons.